CUCAAUCGUCAUUUCAUUGAAUUUAUUUUGAUUAGCAAAAUGAUUACGUUUUGUGCAGCAGAGACAAUCAUGUAAAAGUUCUUCUAAUUUUCUAAAUAAUUACGUUUAUUAUGUGAUAAUAUUGCUGUAGGAAUACAUUCGUAUUUAGUCUGAAAGAAAGUGCAGUCAUUUUUUGAAAUUGUUCGAAAAAUAAUAAAUCUGUAAAUGACUUCCGAUGUCUCUGAAGGUUUGAAAAUACCCACCCGUCCGGCGCCUCCGCCUCCGAAGGUUGAUGGUACGAACGGCCAUCUCAAAAAAAGUACUACUUUUGCUUUGGCACCAAGUAAAGCUCAAAAUGAGAGAAAAAGCGACAAAUACAUUUAUCAGUCAGUACCACGUUCACGUUCUACAUCAGAUAUAUUUGGAGGAAGAAAAAAACCUCCUCCACCGCGACCACCUCCACCCAAAAUUCCUCCUAUGACAAAUGUUGCUAAUUCCCAACAGAAACCACAAAGCAUUAAAAUAAAGCUUCCAGGGUUUAAAUCCCGAAAAAAACAUCAUAGCUCGAAACCUCACGUUCACGUAUCUAGCUGGCGAGCGACACCAAACAAAUCGCAUCCUUUGGUCGGAUCAUUGAUCGAUUUACAGUCACCUGCACAAUCACCGGGUUUCAACAAUGAUUCAAGUAGCGACGAUUCCAGCGUCGAUAGUUUCGAUAGCGAUGAUCCUUCUUCAAAUGAAAAUCAAAACGAUUACAACAACGGGUGGAAUAGUUCUCAAGUUGAGAGCGGAUUCGAGGACGAUUUUGAUCGUUUAAGUACACCGAGUAGUUCUGAUCCGUGGUCAGAUAGCAGAUCCGAUCCGUUUUCACCACAGCGCAGAUCUGCGCCAUUACCAGCAAAUCAAUUUGAUAUUAGUAAUGAUGAUCCUAAAACUAGAAAAUUGGUAAAUUUCUCCUCCUCUUCUAAUUUCAAGCCGACGGUAAUACGACCGGCGAUUCCAAUCAAAAGUAGAAAACCACCUCCAUCCCCGAGCAACGAUUUCGCUAGCGGAUCUCCUCCAAUGCCUUCCAUCCCGCCACCUCCUCCUCCUCCUGAAGCGUUUGAUUUAUUAGCUAAUGGUCCACCAAUACCACCACGUCCAACGAAAUCUUUCAAAGCUCCGGACAAAUCACAAAUUCCCCAUUGUAUCGCGUUAUUCGAUUAUACCGGUGACCACGUCGAAGAUUUAUCAUUCAAAGAAAACGAUAAGAUAAUAUUAAAACGAUUUGUCAACGAAGAAUGGCUCGAAGGAGACAUUGAUGGAAAGAGUGGUAUUUUUCCAGUAUGUUUUGUCAAAGUAAUCAUUUCUCCGCCUAAAGAAGGCGAAAUCAGUUACGGCGGCGAUACCAAAAUGAUAACACUGUUCAAUUAUCAUGCUCAGUCGUGGGAUGAUUUGGACUUGAAAGAAGGUGAUUUAAUACGAGUAAUUGGAAAGGUCGAUGAGAAUUGGUUGUAUGGCGAAUGCAAUGGUAAGCAGGGCCAGUUCCCAGUAACAUAUGCCGCUGAAUAUUUGUUGGAUUAAUGAUGCAAAAGUGGAAUUACCUUUACCAAAAGUAGACCUAAUUUACCCUAGAUUUAAGACCCUCAGUGUGUACUAUUCAUCGAAAUUGUAUUUUAGCUAUUUUUUUUCACUCGUGUAUACGAAUCUUUUUUCAAUUUUGAUUUGUAAUAAUUUAUACGUUGACCUUUGAAAGUGAACAACUAUACGUUUUAACAUAUCAUAUCUACGGGUCGUAUUCAGCAGUGUAUUUCACCGUUGAAAUCGCUGUGUUUUACUUUGAUCCUGCAGAUUUACUCAGAGUGAAAGUUUCCGCACCCACGGUGAUAAUUAAGUUUAAUUUUUACACAUUUAGCCAUUUAAAGCGUGUAUUCAAUAUGCGCGACAAUGUGUGAUGUAUUUUUUAAUCUUUCAUUAUACAUUUUCUAUAUUUUUAUCUUUUUUCUAAAUAUCGAACUAUCUGCAUAAAAGCCGCCGUAAUCUCAUUACGAGCAGCUUACGUUUACGUAUUUUACAGGGUUUGAUCAACUUGUGAUAUUGAUUUAUUUAUUAUCAAGUUCUACCUUUUAAAUUUGUAUUUUUAUUCUUCAUUCAUGUACUAUUUCUUUACAAAAUAAAUUAUUUUUCACAUCA
This is a messenger RNA of Planococcus citri (citrus mealybug), 2151 nucleotides long. Its product is annotated as lethal (3) 05822. Gene Ontology annotation, molecular function: protein binding. The record is from RefSeq and is a predicted model, not a curated record. Bases 205 to 1542 code for a protein of 445 amino acids. Lineage: Eukaryota; Metazoa; Arthropoda; Insecta; Hemiptera; Pseudococcidae. The transcript has 8 exons.